Molecule: messenger RNA, 864 nt
Organism: Suillus subalutaceus
Lineage: Eukaryota; Fungi; Basidiomycota; Agaricomycetes; Boletales; Suillaceae
Exons: 2
Source: RefSeq, a predicted model, not a curated record
AGGAUGUCGUAUUUUCCUCGCAGAAUGAUUCUCAUCGUGUAUUCUCCGCACCCUGUCCAUGAACAAACCACAAGCAAGAUGUCUUUCAUCAUCUCACAAGCUCUCCACAGCGUUCAGUACAACCGAACACUCUUGAAGACCUGCGUCUCUUCCAACAGUCAGAUCUACUCUGAAAACAUUUUCACCAUACCUGACAUGCAGGUAACCAUGACGCCUACAACCACAAUAGCCGCUGAGACCCAACUUCUCUGGAUGGUCGAAUCCGGAUUCACUCAGUCUCGACCUGCCAUCAUGGCAAAAGUGGGAGAUGUGCUUCUAUCGCACGAAGAACUACUUCUUAUUCUUAUGAUCUUGGUCAAAGAAAAAAAGAAAUUUGCCACCCCCAUGGCAGACUCUGAUGCUUGGAAGGAGACACGCGAAGAGGGAUCGGUGCGGACUUACAGUGCCUUCGCUCCCGCACGCACUGCUGACAAGUUAUUCGGGCCUGUGGUAGCAUUGGGGCAUGAGUGGAUUGACAUCAAGUCUGUUGAAUAUUAUGUUUGGGUUAAAUCUGGAGAUCAGCGUAUUGAUGUAACCACUGAUCCUACAGCGCAUGGAACACUAUUUCCGGAUAUUAACAUGGGUGAUGUCACUGAUGCAUUGAACCGUGGUAUGGAUCGUGUGAAGGCCACCAUGAGCCACACCCUUGACACUAUUGAAUCCAAUGUAAAUCACCAGCAUCUUCUCACCCCCAGCACACUCACAUUCAAUUGGGAGCUCAACAAGUCCUUCAUGUCAGUGGCCAUUUAUCAAAUCGCCCACUUCCAUUACUGCGAUUGGUACCGUCGCCAAUUCUCUGGCACAAAGCAUCGUCGUGUGGACAAU